Messenger RNA from Anopheles stephensi (Asian malaria mosquito), 2081 nucleotides. Its product is annotated as esterase-5A-like. Bases 155 to 1894 code for a protein of 579 amino acids. The transcript is spliced from 2 exons. The record is from RefSeq and is a predicted model, not a curated record. Lineage: Eukaryota; Metazoa; Arthropoda; Insecta; Diptera; Culicidae.
GCAACGGCCUAGGUAGCAAAACGUUCAGUUUAUGUGAAAGCAUCGUACCGUAACGAUUACCGCACAGGGCCAGUGUUUGAUAAGAUUACCCAUCCUCCUUCAGAACGUUGUUGGCCCAGUGUGGGCCUUCCUUCAUCACAACCUAUCGAGGGCAAUGGUAAAGCUUCGGCAAACCAACGGGCUACGAUUAGCACUGAUCGUCAGCUGUGUCUGUGGCACACUAGCAGCUACUGAACCACCGGUAGUGAAGAUAGAGAAUGGUCCAAUUAUUGGCGAAGAUCGUGGAGACUAUGUCGCCUUCGAAGGCAUCCCUUACGCGAAACCUCCCAUCGGCGAGCGUCGAUUUGCUGCGCCGGUGCUCAACGACGAGACGUGGAGUGAGCCACGCAACACAUCCAGCCUUGGCCCGUUCUGCAUGCAAUGGAGCCAUUCGAUCAAGGGAAAGGAUAAGCUGUUCGGCGAGGAAGACUGUCUGUACCUGAACGUCUACACGACCUCACUGCAGGAAUCGGCCACUCGGGGUCUGUCAACGCUGCUCUACAUCCACGGCGGUGCGUUUAUGUUCGGGGGCGGUGGAUUCUUUUCCCCCAAGCACGUCCUGCGCAAACCGAUGAUCAUGGUCACGUUUAACUAUCGGGUCGGUCCGCUCGGUUUUCUCAGCACCGAGGACGAUGUGAUACCGGGUAACUUUGGGCUAAAAGAUCAGGUAACGGCCCUGCAGUGGGUAAAGCGAAACAUCCAUCACUUCGGUGGUGAUCCGAACCGGGUUACGCUGGUUGGCUUUUCUGCCGGUGGUGCAAGCGUCCAUCUCCACUACCUGUCGCCGAUGUCGCGUGGACUGUUUCAGAACGGAAUUGCCCACAGCGGUACCGCCCUUAAUCCGUGGGUGAUGGUAGAAGAUUCCGCUCGCAAAGCGCUGCAGAUAGCGCAGGGUUUGGGUUGUCCGGUAGAGGAUCGAUCGAGCAGCCAAGCGAUACUUUCAUGUUUGCGCGAUCGCCCGGCAGAAGAUAUCGUGCGACAGGUGCCCUUUCUGCUGGACUAUCUGUACAAUCCGUUCUCACCGCUCGGGGUAGUGAUCGAGAAGCAGAGCAAGCUCAACCGACGCCCAUUCUUAGCCGAACAUCCGGCGGUACUCUCACGGAAGGGCAAAUUAACGAAAGUUCCACUGAUACUGUCGGUAACGCAGGGUGAAGGUUUGUAUCCGGGCGGAGAGUUUAUAAGUCAACCGGAAUACCUGCAAGACAUCGAUACGCGCUGGUACGAUCUACUGCCAAGCAUUUUGGACUACAAAACUGCCGUGCCGGACGUGAAAAGGCGAGACGAGCUAUCGAAAGCGAUCAGCGAUCGUUACUUCGGACCCGAGCGCAAACUUUCCUUGGACAACUUUCGGGAUUUUGUAUCGAUUCUAUCGAACCGCUUGUUCUUUGCCGGUGUCACAAAGACGGCAAAACUUCUGCAACCACACAUGCCGGUUUAUUUCUACUACUUCAACUUUAAGACGAAGUACGGCAUCGGUGAGCUUAUGUCCGGAACGAGCGAAAACUAUGGUGUAGCACACGGCGAGGACGUUCUGCUCGUACUUCCGUCCGGCAUGCGGGACAACGUUCCACUGAGCAAGGCAGAGCGGCGCGUCAUUUCCAACUUCGUAACGCUCUACGACACAUUCACGCAAGGACUGGAGCCCAAAUAUGGUGGCUAUGUACUUCCGGUGCAAAACAUCACCGGAAAGCUGCAGUACAUGGAGGUGAAGGAACCGGACUGUGAGAUGUGCGGCCUGCCGAAGACGGCGUACGGUGUCGGGGAUGAACAGUUCUGGGACACGCUAGACUUUAACGAUGAACCACCGCCGCAGCGAAAGGUUGUUCAACGCGACCAGCCUCACACCGAGCUGUGAUGGUGGUGGCAUAUUACAUCAUGCUCUUUAGAAACCGGACCAUGUCCGCCAAACCAUGCUCUCGAACCAAUGAAAUGUAAUUAGACGAUAACCGGGGACGCUGGGAAGUUGUAGACGCAAAUAAGCUAACGAGGGCAUUGUCUUAUCAAAUAAAAACAGCGCCCCGUAUGUUGGCCGUUACUGUUUA